Molecule: messenger RNA, 1845 nt
Organism: Fulvia fulva
Lineage: Eukaryota; Fungi; Ascomycota; Dothideomycetes; Mycosphaerellales; Mycosphaerellaceae
Product: Putative vacuolar protein sorting-associated protein TDA6
Exons: 1
Coding region: 1-1845 (614 amino acids)
Molecular function (GO): chitin binding
Source: RefSeq, a predicted model, not a curated record
AUGAACUGGAAGUUCAGGCGCCCGAGCGGGCGGCAAUUCCUCAAGUACUUCCUUGGUCUUGCCCUCGUCUACAUCAUCCUCACCGGCAUCGUCGUCCACCUCACCAAGAACUCCAAUCUCAACGAGAUCGCAGAGAACGCGGCGUGGGUCGCGACCAGCAAGAACUGGCUGGACCGACAAGCAUGCAGGUGGAUCGGAGUGUGUGGAUUGCAACACUACAUCUGGAAAGGUGGAUGGACAUGGUCCAAGACGUCAAUCGAAGUGCCGCCCAACUUUCCCGACCCGAAUCAAUGGUGGCACUCAGGCACAGAAGAGCCGGACUCGUGGUCAAGAGAAGAAGUGCAGCGCAGAGAAAUACCGCAAUACGUGCUGGACCAUGCACCUUAUGUUCACCUAUUCUCUGGCGAGGAGUUUUGGCCUGGCGACAUCGGCGAGCACCUCAUACACACAUCACCUUACCUGAAUUACUCGAAAAUCCUCGAUCUCAACCAAGACCGCAAUCUAACGAAUCUGAAUGAUUUGAACGGCUAUGCCGAAGGCGAACAUGGCAGGUUCAUGUACCUGCAAAGCGACGACAACCCAGAGGAGUGGCCCAAGUGGCUCGCUGGAAGAAAGAACAUCCCUAGCACACCCGACCCGAUUGAUGAUAGCGACAUCGAUCAUGAAUAUCCGAACCUGGACGAUCUUGAGGACUUUGAUCUGGAUUCAGCGAAGCAGCAAGCCCUAGCUGAAUUCGAUGCAAAGCACGCCGAGCAAGACGUCUCAGCGAAGACUUACCCUGCAGUCCUCACACCGAGCACAGAUGGUCGCUGUGGCGGCAGCAGCGGCUUUACUUGCACAGGAAGCAAAUUUGGAGGAUGCUGCUCUAUCUACGGAUGGUGCGGUCAAGGCGACGAUUACUGUGGCGAUCCCUGCGAUCCAGUGUCAGGUGAUUGCUAUGAUCCGUACAAUCCGCCUCGUGGUCCACAUCAAGACCUGCGCCGAGCGCUCGAUUUCAACAAUGACAAGAAUGCGCCAGACCCUGGUGGCAGGAGUGGUGCACCAGUUAUACUGGUCGUUGUGCCGAAGGAAGAUGGCAUUGUUGACGCCUUCUGGUUCUUCUUCUACUCCUUCAACCUUGGCCAGAAAGUGUUCAACAUUCGCUUCGGCAACCAUGUUGGCGACUGGGAACACACUUGCGUGCGUUUCAGAAAUGGGAAGCCCUACCAAGUUUUCUUGUCUGAGCACGACUUUGGUCAAGCAUAUACCUGGAGUGCUCUGGAAAAGUACAUCCCAAGUUAUGAUGGCACAGGUACCAUGAUUGGCAGCUGGAGCAACGAAACCGCCGCCCAACACGCCAAACGACCUGUUAUUUACAGCGCCAUCGGCUCUCACGCAAUGUACGGAACGCCUGGUCUACAGCCCUACAUCUUGCCCUUUGGGAUUCUGCACGAUGAGACCGACCGAGGACCAUUAUGGGAUCCGACUUUGAACGUGCAAUCCUACACCUACGACCCCAAAGACCUAAAAGUACGAGCAUCAACGCUUAAUCCUAAUUCACCCGUGGGUUGGUUCGACUACGGCGGCCAUUGGGGUGACAAGUACUACCCACUAUCCGAUCCACGCCAGUACCGCAUCGCCGGCCAAUACCACUACGUCAAUGGUCCGACAGGUCCCAAGUUCAAGAACUUAGGCCGCAGAGCAGUCUGCCAAGGUCGAGGCAAAUGCGAAGUCCGCAACUGGCUAGGCGGACACAAGGCCGCAGCAGGGUCGCCGCCCGAGGAAGAUGUCGAGGAUGGGACGCUACCAGGUGGGAAUUCGACCGAUGACAGUGAGAUGGAAAUGUUUUCUAUGUGGACGCGAUAA